AUGACAACUCCUCUUGUCACACCUCGCCCAAUCUCAAUUACAUUAGAUGGAUCUAAUUAUGUUAUAUGGGCUCGACAUAUGACAAGCUAUCUUCAAUCUCGCAAACUAUGGAGGGUUGUUAUAGGUGCUAUACCUAGACCAGUUCAAAAAGAAAGGGAAGAUCAAGAUGCCUUUGACAUUAGAGAAGAAAAUUGGUUGUGUAAGAAUGGAGAAAUUGUCACCAUUCUGUGUAAUACUUCAACAACAGAAAUCAAUCAACAAUUUGGGCUUUUUGUCACUGGUAAAGAAAUAUGGGAUUUUCUUAAAGAUAGGUAUACCACCACUGAUAUGGCUCAUCAGUAUCACCUUUUGUCUGGGCUUCUUAGCAAACGUCAACAACCAGGUCAAACCAUCAGUGCAUUUCUAUCUGAAGUACAAGUUAUAUGGGAUCAACUGACUCUUGCGGGACCCACUUUCAAAUGUCAAGAGGAUGCUAUGAUUUCAACUACCCAUCAAAAACAACAUCUCAUGAUCUUUCUUAUGGCGCUACAAGAUCGUUAUGAACCUGUUCGAGCUUCUCUCCUACAUAGAAGAAACCAGGUUGGGAGUUCCUACUUCAUCAACUAG
Messenger RNA from Lactuca sativa (garden lettuce), 606 nucleotides. RefSeq lists its product as uncharacterized. The record is from RefSeq and is a predicted model, not a curated record. NCBI's taxonomy places the organism in Eukaryota, Viridiplantae, Streptophyta, Magnoliopsida, Asterales, Asteraceae.